AUGAAGUUUGACGAUAUUCUUGCAGAUAUCAAUGGUUUUGGAAAGUUCCAGAUCAUGAUCGUGCUUCUCCAGUGCAUUUCUCGGGUGACACUGCCGUUUCACUUCCUCCUGAAUAACUUCAUCGCCGCUGUGCCUGCACACCGCUGUGACAUCAGCGGUCUGGAUAAUGGAGGCGUAUUUGAGAAUCUGACCCAGGAUCAGAGGCUGAAAGUCAGCAUCCCGGCAGAGGAAGAUGGGACCCUGAGUUCCUGCAAGAUGUUUGCAGAACCUCAGCUCCAUCUCCUGCACAACUCCUCAAGCCCUGCUGAUGUGUCUGUAGUACCGUGUCAGAAUGGAUGGGUGUACGACACCAGCACCUUCACUUCAACUUUAGCAACUGAGUGGGACCUAGUGUGCGAGAAGAAGGGAAUGACUAAAGCCACUGCUACUAUUUUCUUCAUUGGAGUGAUGUGUGGAGCAGCACUAUUUGGCAUCCUCAGUGACAGAUAUGGACGAAGGAGCAUGCUUUUAGUGGCCUACUUGUCAUCAAUAGUUUUUGCAUUGGCCAGUGCUUUCUCAACAUCUUAUGUGAUGUUUGCAAUUUUGAGGUUUUUUACUGGAUUUUCCCUCACAGGGAUAAGUAUUAUUUCCAUUGUCUUAAGUGUAGAGUGGUUUGACAUUAAGCACAGGACGUUUGCUGGAGUUAUUUUGAGCCUGGACUGGACAUUAGGUAACAUACUGCUGUCAGGAAUCGCAUAUUUUAUAAGUGACUGGAGAUGGCUGAUGCUUGCAGUGACCUCCCCUCUGUUUUUGGCUGUCAUUAUUUGGUGGUGGCUUCCUGAGUCUGCUAGGUGGCUGAUAGCCAAUGGACAGGUGGAAAGGGCUCACAUGUACCUGGAGAGAUGUGCCAAAAUGAAUAAGAGAGCGGAGUGUAUGUUAACAAUUAAGCCACAGACCCUCUCUAAUGUUUUGACAGUUGAGAAAGGAAGGAAAAAUUACACUUAUCUGGACCUGGUGAAAACUCCAAAUAUGAGGAAGCUGGUUGUAUGCACUGGAAUAGUGUGGUAUGGAGUUGCAUUCACAUAUUAUGGAAUAAGUUUGGACAUCACAGGAUUUGGGCUGAACAUCUAUCUAACCCAGUUCAUCUAUGCCUCAAUUGAAAUGCCUAGCAAGAUUCUGAUAUAUUAUAGUCUUGAUCUAUUUGGCAGAAGACGUAGUCAGGGUGGAACGCUCAUUUUGACAGGAAUCUGUCUUGCAAUAAAUAUCUUUGUUCCUCAUGAUUUGUGGGUUUUCCGUACCAUUGUUGCUGUCCUUGGAAAAGGGCUGUCAGAAUCAUCCUUUACCACAGCCUUCCUAUACACAGCUGAACUUUACCCCACAGUGGUUAGACAAAAUGGCGUGGGCUACACCUCCUUUUUGGCUCGUCUCGGAGUGUCCAUAGCUCCACUGAUCAUGUUAUUGGACGAUGUGUGGGGGCUUCUCCCUCAGGUUAUAUACUGCUCGGUGGCCAUUUUAUCUGGAGCGGUUGCUUUGCUGCUCCCAGAGACUAAGAAUGUGCGUCUCCCAGAGACCAUUGAAGAUGUUGAGGAAAGGUACAGUAUAACAAAGGUCUUUAGGCCGGCUUAUGGUCCACCUGUGCAUGGAUAG
Molecule: messenger RNA, 1626 nt
Organism: Megalops cyprinoides (Indo-Pacific tarpon)
Lineage: Eukaryota; Metazoa; Chordata; Actinopteri; Elopiformes; Megalopidae
Product: solute carrier family 22 member 7-like
Exons: 9
Coding region: 1-1626 (541 amino acids)
Biological process (GO): transmembrane transport
Molecular function (GO): transmembrane transporter activity
Source: RefSeq, a predicted model, not a curated record